AUGGAAGCCCACCAAGAAGCAGUAGCGCAUAUAUCCUCUCAAAUCUUCAGCUUCCACCAAAAACAAGUGCCUUUCCGCCUAUACCAUGGCUCAACAAACUCAACCCAGAGUCGCAAAAUCGACCCAGAACGUAUGGUCGACACUUCACAGCUCAAUCAUGUGCUCAAGAUCGAUGACAAAAGCAAGACAUGUCUGGUCGAGCCGAACGUACCAAUGGACCGACUUGUGGACGCCGUCAUGCCUUACGGACUUGUACCUCCGGUAGUGAUGGAGUUCCCAGGUAUCACGGUCGGUGGCGGCUUCGCAGGGACUGCAGGCGAGAGCUCUGGCUUCAAGUAUGGGUUCUUCGAUAGUACCGUAAACUGGAUCGAGAUCGUGCUGGCCACUGGUGAGAUUGUGACCGCGUCUCCGACUGAACACUCGGAUCUGUUUUAUGCUGCGGCAGGCACCUUCGGAACUCUUGGCGUGACAGUCCUACUAGAGCUACAGCUCAUCGAUGCAAAGCAGUACGUCGAGCUGACGUAUCAGCCUACCUCGAGCAUUAAAGAGACCUUGGCCGCACUGAAGGCUGCAUGCGAAGCCGAAACCAACGACUAUGUCGAUGGUAUCAUGCUUGCAAAAGACCGCGGUGUCAUCAUUAGCGGAAAGCUCACAGACGAGGUCGCCAGCCGUACCAGAACACAGCGAUUCGCGCGAGCUACGGAUCCCUGGCAUUACAUACAUGCGGACCGAAUCACUCGCGGUAGCCUUGAAGCAGUGAAAGAGGCUACACCCUUGCGAGACUACCUCUUCCGCUAUGAUCGAGGCGCCUUUUGGACGGGACGGUAUGCCUUCAAGUACUUUCUGGUCCCCUUCAACCGCAUCACCCGUUACCUUCUGGACUACUUCAUGCAUACGAGGGUCAUGUACCAUGCCCUACAUGCAUCUGGCCAUGCCAAGAAGUACAUGAUUCAAGACUUGCUCCUGCCCAAAGCGUCCGCUGAGAAGUUCAUCGAAUAUGUCAGCAAUGAGUUCGACUUCUGGCCACUGUGGCUCUGCCCUUUCCAGCCAAAGCAGGAGCUUGCACUGCAUCCUAGACAUGAUGAUAUACGAAAGGAAGAGAAAGGCGACUCGCUUUACGUCAACAUCGGAGUAUGGGGACCAGGCUCUACGACAUAUUCCCGCUUCGUCGAGCAGAACCGCCUGCUCGAGAGCAAGGUGUGUGAGCUUGGCGGCGUGAAAUGGCUGUACGCCCAGCAGUACUAUACCGAGGACGAGUUUGACUCGAUAUAUGACCGUGAAUGGUACAACGAUCUCCGAGAAAAGUACAAUGCAACGUAUCUGCCCACUGUGUUCGAGAAGACAAAGGUCGACCUGUCGCAAUCAGACAGCGAUACAACGACAUGGUCAGGAUGGCUUCGCAAUGUGAUAUGGAAUACUUGGCCAUUCUCUGGACUGUAUGGUGUAUUCAGGACGCUAUCAGCAAGAGACUACCUACUGCUCAAACAGAAAUAA
Molecule: messenger RNA, 1494 nt
Organism: Recurvomyces mirabilis
Lineage: Eukaryota; Fungi; Ascomycota; Dothideomycetes; Mycosphaerellales; Teratosphaeriaceae
Exons: 4
Coding region: 1-1494 (497 amino acids)
Biological process (GO): steroid metabolic process
Cellular component (GO): membrane; cytoplasm
Molecular function (GO): FAD binding; Delta24(24-1) sterol reductase activity
Source: RefSeq, a predicted model, not a curated record